GCCUCGGGGCCGGCAGGGCGGGAGGGGGCCAGCUGCAGCGCCGGCCGGGACGCGGGACCGGGACGCGUGAGGCGCGUGCGGGCCUAGACGAUGCUGUCCCCGUGGCGCAGAGCCCUGUCCCUCUCUCCCCCCAGUCCCUGCUCCCCACUAAAGCGAGGGUCGGGUCCCGAAUUCUCUGAGCCCGGGCCUGGGUCCCUAUCCCGGAAAGUAGCUCCUUGUGCAGUGGGGAAAAUAUACGGCGCCCCGUCACCUGACCGUGACCCCCUCCCCCUUCUCCCGGCUUUUGUUUGUUUACGGCGGCGCGCGGCGAGACUGCCUCGGGAGCCUGAGUCCCUGAGGCGGGGGUGGGCGUAGGGAUGGGGGAGGGGGAGGUGACUCCCUCGAAGCCCCGCCUUCCUCCUUUUUCUGCCCGUUGUCUCUCUUCUUUCGGGCUCCGCUAUCUUUACACGGCUUGCGGGCCUCCGGCUAGGGCGUCUGGGACUGGCUGCAGGAGCGGCUGGUGGGCGGGGCUGCGGGGCAGCCUCCGUGAGCCGAUUGGACGGCCUGUCUCUAGGGCUCUCCCUCCUCCUCUUGCCCCUUCGCCCGCCCCCUGAAGGUGACCUGGAGGACGCGCGCGCGCUCGCCCCUCCCCCUUUAGUCGGGACAGUUAGUUAUCACGGGGAGCGGCGCGCGCGCCCGCGGGAGGGCAGCCGGCCGAGAAUGGCCGUGACCUGGCCGUGACCCCGCUCCCCCUUGGGCUAUUGGGUCUGCGGAGGCGGCGGCAGCGGCAGCGCGGGGACUCGACUCCUUGCGCGCUCGUCCACUCCGACGCUCUGGGCCCGAGUUCGAAUCUCGGCCCUGCCGCUUUUGGCCCGCGUGUCCCAGGGUGAAGAAAAUUACCACAAAUAUUUUGGCUCUGUGACUUUGUGCAUGAAUGCGAAUAAAGGAAGGAAGAACAGUUUUAGCAGGCCUUUCUCCCAAGGACAUAGCCAGCUGAUGUAACCAUGGUACUCAUCCUGGGCCGCAGACUGAACAGAGAGGAUCUUGGGGUGCGCGAUUCCCCAGCCAUUAAGCGUAAAGUGUUUGAAAUGGACCCCAAAUCUCUCACAGGCCAUGAGUUUUUUGACUUUUCCUCAGGAUCCUCCCAUGCUGAAAACAUACUCCAGAUCUUCAAUGAGUUCCGAGACAGCCGCUUGUUCACCGACGUCAUCAUCUGUGUGGAAGGGAAGGAGUUCCCGUGCCACCGAGCCGUCCUCUCGGCCUGCAGCAGCUACUUCCGAGCCAUGUUCUGUAAUGACCACCGAGAAAGCCGGGAGAUGCUGGUGGAGAUCAACGGCAUUCUGGCUGAAGCCAUGGACUGCUUCCUGCAGUACGUCUACACGGGCAAGGUCAAGAUCACCACCGAGAACGUCCAGUACCUCUUUGAGACUUCGAGUCUCUUUCAGAUCAGUACCCUGCGGGACGCCUGCGCUAAGUUCUUGGAGGAACAACUGGAUCCUUGCAACUGCCUUGGGAUUCAGCGCUUUGCCGAUACACACUCCCUGAAGACGCUUUUCACCAAAUGUAGGAACUUUGCUCUGCAGACUUUUGAGGACGUGUCUCAGCAUGAAGAAUUCCUGGAGCUUGGUAAAGAUGAGCUCAUUGAUUACAUCGGUAGCGACGAGCUGGUGAUUGGCAAGGAGGAGAUGGUCUUUGAAGCCGUCAUGCGCUGGGUGUAUCGCGCAGUUGACCUGAGAAGGCCACUGUUGCAGGAGCUGCUGACCCACGUGAGACUCCCUCUCUUACAUCCCAACUACUUUGUGCAGACUGUCGAAGUGGACCAACUGAUCCAGAAUUCUCCCGACUGUUACCAGCUGCUGCAUGAAGCCAGGCGGUAUCACAUCCUCGGAAAUGAGAUGAUGUCACCAAGGACGAGGCCACGAAGAUCCACUGGCUUCUCGGAGGUGAUUGUAGUCGUUGGAGGGUGUGAGCGAGUUGGGGGCUUUAAUCUUCCCUACACUGAGUGCUAUGACCCUGUUACUGGCGAAUGGAAGUCUUUGGCCAAGCUGCCGGAAUUCACCAAGUCGGAAUAUGCAGUGUGUGCUCUGAGGAAUGACAUUCUUGUUUCAGGAGGAAGAAUCAAUAGCCGUGAUGUCUGGAUUUAUAACUCACAGCUUAACAUCUGGAUCAGAGUUGCCUCUCUUAAUAAGGGCAGAUGGCGUCACAAAAUGGCUGUCCUCCUUGGUAAGGUCUAUGUUGUUGGAGGUUAUGAUGGCCAGAACAGACUCAGCAGCGUGGAGUGUUAUGAUUCAUUCUCCAAUCGUUGGACUGAAGUAGCUCCCCUCAAGGAAGCAGUGAGCUCUCCAGCCGUGGCCAGUUGUGUGGGCAAGCUGUUUGUGAUUGGUGGCGGGCCCGAUGAUAACACUUGCUCAGACAAGGUUCAGUCUUAUGAUCCUGAAACCAACUCUUGGUUACUUCGUGCCACAAUCCCCAUUGCCAAGAGAUGCAUAACAGCUGUGUCCUUAAAUAACCUGAUCUAUGUUGCUGGCGGGCUCACCAAGACCAUCUAUUGUUAUGAUCCAGUGGAAGAUUAUUGGAUGCAUGUGCAGAAUACGUUCAGCCGUCAGGAAAACUGUGGCAUGUCUGUGUGUAACGGCAAAAUCUAUAUCCUGGGAGGAAGAAGAGAAAAUGGAGAAGCGACAGACACAAUUCUCUGUUACGAUCCUGCCACUAGUAUCAUCACCGGAGUAGCAGCUAUGCCGCGGCCAGUGUCCUAUCAUGGCUGCGUGACUAUUCACAGAUACAACGAGAAGUACUUUAAAUUGUAAAGCCAGGAAGCCCCGGAGAAGCCGCCACUGCCGCCUCCACCACAAAUGGGAAUGUUUCCAGAAGCCCCAAACAGACAUUCGAGGUUUCCGGUUUGGGGUUUUUUACCUGUUAUAUGCAAAGAAGAGUUCCCGUGCCUCCCUCACCUGGGCCCAGUGCCCGUUUCCAAAUUGUAAAUAGUAUAAACUGUCUAAAGCCUUACUAGUUAUUAGCACUCUUUUUCUGGCUUGUGAUAGCGAUCUGAUAGUGUGUUCCCUCUCUUAUCCUAAGGAAGAACUUCAGGGGAGGUAACCUCUACAGGUAUUGGUGGGGCUGUGUAGACUGAGGCUCGUUAUCACCUGCCUUUCUACAUGGCGCUGCCCCAUCUGUGAAUAGUCUUUUCGUUCUAAGUCUGUUCUCCGUAGACUGUAUGUGCCUAAUCGCGACAUUCGUUCUAGAGGAAAGUUAGCUGUGGUUUCCUUGUUCAGCUUGGCUACGUUGGCUCAUUCAGUGCUUAAACCUUUCUUUCAAAAAAUUUUUACAUCACGAGAAAGGUUUUAAGUGGAACGUUUUAUUGGUGGAAAUUUUUUCUCUUUUGGAUGGAAACUUGGUAAUUCAUUCAGUUUGAAAAAUGCCUGAGAUGAACCGCCAUGGCGAUCGUGAUCAGAUACUGGUCUUUUUUGAAAACGAUAAUUUGGGGAGACUUGGUAAUCCCUGAAGGCCAGAAAACACAGGCCAGUUCAUUUUGGAGCAUAAGAAACCCUCGAAAGGAAAAUAGCAUGGUGCCUCUCAUCAAGGAGAGGUGUAGUAAGUGGUUCUUGGACUGACUAACCAUUUUUAGCCCUGGGAGAGACUCUGGAGGCCAGAGUAGCUGUUCAUUUCUCUGAAGCGAGCCUACAUGGUCAAGAAUUGCUUUCAUCUCACAAGUGGGUGCCUUCAUUUGCUGAGGAUUCGGCUUCUGAAUGGGGGAAUCUAGGGAUCUCAGGGGGGAUCUUCAUUAACUACAAAGAAUUGCCACUCCCAUGAGGGGAAAGCUCCUUUUUAGAAUUCAAAUUCAGGGACCAUCCAUGGUAGUGGGUCAUGUUUUCAUACCUAGCUUAAAAAAAAAAAGACGACCUUUCACGUUGAUUUAAGGGUCAGUACCAUCUUUAUGUAUCUUUUCUACCCAUCAUUGGUUAGAAGUAUCUGCUUCCUGACAAACCGGAUCUCCUCCUCCAGUGCUGCUUCAUUAAUCUCCCAUUAGCUUUCACUGAAGGAAAGGUGAUAAUGUUGCAUUUCUGAGGCACCUUUAAGGAUCUCUGUUCCAAGUGAUUCUUUUUCAUUUCUGUGUCAAUGUAACUUAGCUUCUCAAACUUGAAAUGAUAGGGAGCUAUGUUGUAUCUGGUGAUACCCAUAGAGUUAUUAUCAGAAAGCAAACAGCAAGGCUGUUGCACUUAUUUUAGGAGAGUGCAACAUUUGUUUUUCACAUCCUGCUCUUUCAUACUUAGCUAGAUCCUGAAUCCCUGUGCAUCUUUUUGUUAUACAAAGGAAAACCCUGCAGAUAUGUCAGAGGAAAGACCACCCAAACAAACAAAAGUUCCUGGAAGUCUGUAGGAUGCUUCUCAGAUCACAUGAUGCCUUGAAAUAGGCAUUGGAAUAUUGGAAAAAUUAAAUGUGGAAUAGUCUCUUAGCCUGAGUUAAAACAGGAAGCUUUUAAGCUGAAAUUAGGGGAUAUAUGUACCCUCAUAUUCUAGCAAAGAACUUCUGCUUGUACUAAACUGCUGUAUAAUUUCUUGUGUAUAUAAUAUCAAAGGUAGCAAUACAGGGAUUUAUUUGCAUUUUUUAUCUGUAUUUGUAAAUUGGUGCCCAUUUGUAAAUAAAGGCACUUGAUACAGAAAUGGUUUUCUCCGGAUAAAUGACUUCUGUGGUCUAGCCUCUUUGUCUUUUGUGUAUGAUCUGUUUACUUGGAUUUUGUUACUAUUAUGCAGUCAUCUUUAAAUUUGUGCGCCGACUCUAGUAAUAAACAUGACACGACAUUGUAAGGAACAAGAUCUGCAUCUUAAAGGUAGAGAGCGUUUCAAGCUCCUACCAGUGUGUGAUUUCUUUCUCCUUGAUCAAUGCCUGAAACUAUGUAAUGUACAAGUCAUUUUCCAUACUAGCAACUAAAAGACUAUCAAAAAUUUGUAUUUUUUUUCCCAGUGAAUUUAGAUGAAGUUGUUAUUUUUGAGGUAAGGUAAAGUGACCCAACUUAGUCUUUGAAGUGUCCUAGUAUUAUGUCAUCCUCAAUUAGUGAAUUGCUGCCAAUUGGUAUAGACAUUCAAAGUACUACUUAGAUUAAAGCACAGAUUGCAUUCAUACUUUUUUUGUGCAGUUGAGGUUUUUUUUUUCAUAGCUGUUGCUCAUGUGGACACACACACGCACGCUUAUACAUAAAUCAUUCUUAGCCAUCUGUCAUGGUCAAGGAAAGUCAGGAGAAUUUUGUGUGGACCCCAGUGAAAUAAAAUAAAAGAGAAUGUAUUUUAUCUCUUAAAGCAUUUUUGUACUUGCCAAAUGCAAGUUUGAAAUUAUCUUUCAUGUGAAGACUAUCUUUAUAACAGACCUACUUCAAGGUUUACAACUAUAAGGUUAGAGUAGUCAGGAGGAAGAAUGUUCAGGGUGAGGGUCAUGUGCUUAUUCAGUUGUGUUACCCACCCUAGGGAAGGAAGAAACCCAGUGAUUCUGUUUACUGUGUCAUAGAAAAAAAUCUUUUAAAUGCUAGAUUUGUUUCUCUAGGUGUUAUAACCUCAAAGAUGCUUCUGGGCUUUCUCCCACUAAAAAGAAUCAUUAGUUCUUGUUAAGAGUGUCUAAUUGCCUGGUACCACCAUUUUCAGGGAUCCCCUUAAAUGGGCAUUGAAUGGCAGCCUUUUGGAUCUCCAGGAAACUGAAAAAGUUUAAAAGUUUAGAUAUACCACAAGAAUUUGGAGGGCUUUUUUUUUUUUAACUUUGUUUUUAGGGGAGAAAAAUAUUUGGGGAAGAAAUUGUCCCUUCUUUCAAUUUGGGUUUCUUGUAGUAACUAUCAGAAAAUCAAAAUUCUAGGCUUUGAGGCAGAUUAGGAAAAUAAACUUCAUCAUUGUGACUUAACAUUCAUUCUUUUCUCUUAAAAAAGAAAAUGUUUUCUUGACUGGUAUUGUAGUUUACUAGCAAUCAAUUGUUCACCCAUCUAACUACCGUCAAAUGCCCAAUGAAACUCAGGAAAUGACAACAAAGGUUCUUUUACUUUUGGUCAUCUACAUACCAGGUUUUUUAUAUUGUCUGCAAAUGACAAUAGACAAUAAAAAUUUGCUGUGAGGGCCCAGUCUAAGGCCUGGGCCCACAUCUGUUUUGUCCUAACUCAUGAGAAAGUAGAGGCUGAAUGAUAAAGGGUGUGUGUGAGGAAGCAUCUUGAGGCUCAUCUGUGCAAGAGGCAUCUUUGACCUCGGACAGUUUUCUCAAAAGGGACGUUAACCUUCUGUCUGUUCAAUCUGAUGAGAAUCUUAGAUGUCUAUGAAAAGCUACCAUAAGUCGGCCUUUCUUUGUGCAAAGGCAAGGAGCCAUUUGCGAUCUGGAGUAAGCGUUAACUCUGUUCUGUUAAACUUUAGAAGUAUUUUAAGCCAAGCCAUUGGAAACCAAGUUCAUGUUCACUCACCUCAUUAGUCUUUUAGUUAAAUAAGUAAAUUCAGUAGGUACUGUAAGUAACAUAGGGGCCAAUUGGCCCAAAGACAGCAGUGUGAACUAACUGAGCUCCAUCACUUCAGAAUGCUGGGUGCCAGAGACCACAUGAGCCAGGAGAGUGUGAAUCCAUCAAUAAUUCCAAAACACUAGGAGAAUAGUUUGUCUUUUUUUUUCAUCAUACUUUAGACAAUAUUUUUGAAGUGUGGGGAUUUUUUUUUUUUUUUUUUUUGGUAUGAAUGUUUUAAAUUUUGUAUGAUUACCAAGAUACUCUAGUGCUCAGGAUGAUCAAGUGAUAAAUGUUGAAAAUGACAGUGACAAGUGUGUAGUAACUUAUUUUGCAUUCUUGUUCCAAAGAGACUGUAAGCUCCCCAAGGGCAGGGACUCUGUCAUUUUCAUAUCUAUGUGUCCCCAACACCUAGCGUGGUGCCUUAUACAUAUAGUAGGCGCUUAAUAAAUGUCUGUCUGAAUUGAAUUUUCCUGUUUCAGAAAUAAUUGUGCCUGAAUUUGCUGGAUGUGCCUAAUGUUUUCUAGUACUGUUUCAAAUACUGUACUCUCAAGCUACAUGAUAAUUGCUUUAGGUAAAUGUCAUGUAUGUUUCCUGUAGUGUAAACAAGGUUCCCCACCUUUUAAUCUGUGUAGUGAAUUCUAGGCGAAAUGGGAAAAGAUGAGAACACUUUAAAGGGGAUAAUUUAUUUCUUUGAAGCUGUGACUUGAGGCUUCUGAUUGGUUUGCUUUUGUAUUCUGCAUUUUCCAUAGUUUUAAAAAAUAUUAAUUGGUCUUAUUUUUAGUUCCAGGGAUUCCUUGAAUUGUGUGUUAAGCCGUAGUAUAACAGUUGCUUGGCAGAAGGUAAUGGGUGGCUUUAUUUCUCUUGUCUCUUCAGACCAAGGUGCUUUUUACAACACUCAGAUAACCUCGUAACCUGAUAAACUUCAUUUGAAAUACAUAGAGGUUACACUUAUAUAGCAAGAAAUUACAUCUGCUAAUUUUCCUUUUGCAAUCUCGCUAUUUGUUAGCACCGCUCUCCACAAGAUUUUUCUUCUCAUCUUCUUUUGGAAGCUGUUAAUUUCUGCCAAUUUAUUUACAGAAAAUUUAAAACUGUUGAGCUAAUCCUCUUUUUUAGGAGUUAACUGGUAAAAACAAGUUAUCCAUUUGGACACCAGUGCAGCCUCGGGGAGUCUGGAGCGGUGACGGCCAUUCUUAUCAUUGGCGGUUCAGAGUUCUAGGUUGACUCCACAUUGAGAAAGAUAACCUGGUAUUUCAGUGUCUUUAAGUUUCUGUUGUAGCCCAUUAGUACUUGUGUUCUAUUUAAAUGUACUGGCAAAGUUUUCUUCAAAUUCUAAAAAGUGUAAUGUACCUAAUAAAUUUUAUCUUUUAACUUC
This is a messenger RNA of Antechinus flavipes (yellow-footed antechinus), 7811 nucleotides long. It is a transcript of the gene KLHL24, whose product is annotated as kelch like family member 24. Bases 984 to 2786 code for a protein of 600 amino acids. The record is from RefSeq and is a predicted model, not a curated record. Lineage: Eukaryota; Metazoa; Chordata; Mammalia; Dasyuromorphia; Dasyuridae. Gene Ontology annotation, molecular function: protein binding. The transcript has 8 exons.